This is a messenger RNA of Vanessa tameamea, 2610 nucleotides long. Its product is annotated as chromatin assembly factor 1 subunit A. Lineage: Eukaryota; Metazoa; Arthropoda; Insecta; Lepidoptera; Nymphalidae. The record is from RefSeq and is a predicted model, not a curated record. The transcript has 6 exons. Gene Ontology annotation, cellular component: nucleus; CAF-1 complex. The coding region runs from base 145 to 2604 and encodes 819 amino acids. Gene Ontology annotation, biological process: nucleosome assembly.
UUUCAUGACAGUUUGACAGUAAGUCAAAGUUUUAAGUAAAGGCGCAUAAUUUUGCAAUGUGAUUGUUUUCUUUAACAUUUCAAGUGAAAUUUAAUACAUUACAGUUUUAUUUAGCUGUAUAUCUUUUAAUUUUAAUAUUUAAAUAUGAAAACCCAAAAAUCUUCAGAUAACGAAGAAGUGACCCCUACAAAAAAAGUUCUAAAACAAGCUCGUUUACCGUUUAUGAUAAUAAGUGAUGUAUCACCAAAAUCUGUUACUACUCAAUCCCGAAAGCGUAAACUUUCUGUUCCUGAACCUGAGCCUGUUACAAAAGUUGGCAAGAUCAGUAAAGAAGACGAUUCGGCUCAAGAAUUAGUGGUAAUUAGUGAUGAUGAUAGCAAAGAACAUCCACAGGCUACAAAAUCAGAUAAGCAAUUAAAUCCUUACGUAAAAUUAGUAGAUUCUGCCUGGAAGAAAAAGGCGCAAAAGGCAAAGAAUGUUAAAAAGAAAAAAAUUUACACAAAAAAAUCGAAAACAAUAGCCAAUACCUCUGCAGAAAAUGAUGAAAAUACUUCUGAGCCCUCUAAUGAAAAUGGUGAUAGCAAAAAUGAUAAGGUUGAAGAAAUGGAAGUUAGCGAAUCAGAAGAAAUACACCAAGAAGUUGAAGAAAUAAAUGACGAAGCAACCAAAAAUUAUGAUGACAACGAACCUCCGAGUCCAGAAAUGGAAUAUGAAAAAGAUAAUAUCCUUAAUGUGGAAGAUUCAUGUUCAGAAGAUAUUAAAAGUCAAAACGUGGAAAAUAAUUGUAAUGAUAAAGAUUGUUCUUCUAGCAAAGAUGAAGAUAAUUUGCACGUUAACACAGAAAAGAAUGAUGAAACUUCAGAGCCAGAAAAAAAUAUAAAAGAAUUAAACAAUUCAAGUACAGUAACUCCAAAGAGAAGUCAAAGAAACCAAUCUAAAGCUGAAGACAAAAACAGCUCUAUUAUAAGUAACUGUGAUGAAUCAUUCAGCUCAAAUCCAUCGACACCUAGACGCUCAACAAGACAAGUAUCUCUCACAAAUAGCCAAGGCGAUAUAUCCUUGAAUGAAUCAAAUACAAAGAUAACUCCAAAACAACUCCAAAAGAAAUUAGAAUCAGCUAAGAAAAAGGAAGAAAGAGAAAAAGAAAAAACAGAACGGGAAAAAAAGAAACAGCAAGAGAAAGACGAGAGAGCAAGACAGAGGCAAGAAAAGGAAGAGCAGAGGAAGAGGGAGAGAGAAGAGAAAGAGGAGGCUAAGAAAAAAGAAAAGGAGGAAAAAGAGGAACAAAAAAGGAAGGAACGAGAAGAAAAAGAAAAACAAAAGGAGUUGGAGAAAAAAAUGAGAGAAGAAAAAGAAGAACAAAAGCGAAAAGAAAAGGAAGAAAAAGAAGAACAAAAAAAGAAAGAAAAAGAGGCUAGAGAAGAAGAGAAGCGGAAAAAACAAGAAGCUAUGGAACAAGAAAAAUUAGAACAAGAGCAGAAGAAAAAGAAAGCAGCAGAGGCAUUUGUUAGCUUUUUUGUGCCAAAACAAAAGGGCGAAAGGGAACAAGUGACUCUUGGAACAAUAAGUAACAAAGAUAUUUUGUCUAGUUUCACAAUAAAGUCUGAUAUGCGUUUAGCACCAACAACAAGAGUCACUCUUGAUGAAGAGAGCAGAAAAGUUUUUGAUAACUACUUAGAAGAGCAAAAUGUUCCAGAAAGUUCAUUAUAUAUUAAAAGUUUGAAAGGAUCCCAUAAGCCACAGUGUAAUGGAAAGACUUGGCCUUUGAGUGAUAGAGAUGACGAUGAUGUCAUGAUAGUUGAAGAUGAACUUCUACCAGUAGAUGGGGCUGGUGAAACUAUAGCUUGUGACAUAGUAAAGCGUGAAAAACUGCGUCCUAAAUUGUUUGCGUUCCACGAGAACAGGCGCCCGCCUUAUUGGGGCACAUGGAGGAAAAAAAGCAAAUUUAUUAAUCCAAGAAAGCCAUUUAAAGCUGAUGAGAAGCUUUUAGACUAUGAAGUCGACAGUGAUGAAGAGUGGGAAGAGGAGCAGGAGGGUGAGAGCAUAGAUGGUAGUGCAGCUGGAAGUGAUGAUGAACAAGACGCAGAUGAAUAUGAAGUUGACAAUGAGGUGUUUGUACCUCAUGGUUACUUAAGUGAUGAGGAGGCUACUAUGGAUGAAGAUGAUGUACUCUCCCUUUCGCCUGAAACACAAAAAGCGAGACUGAAACAUUUAGAAGAUGAAUUUGAGUUUGAAAUGAAGAAACCAAUGGAAAAAUUAAAACCGAGAUUAUAUGGCUUGCUAUGGGAGACAGCUGAUGGUAGCAGGCCAGAAAAUUGUGCAGAUGCAUUAUGGAAUUAUUUCGGUAAAUUGUCUAUGAUAAUGAAUGAUCCAACCCCAUUUUUGCAACCAUCAAAUGAAUCUGAAGAUACAGAUAAGAAAAAAGCUAAAAAGAAAAAGACAACUGAUGGAGAUCAAAAAAGUCCUAAAAAUGAGAAAAAGAAGAAAUCGAAAAUAGAGGACAAGGAAAUCAAAAAACCUAAAAUUGACACUAAAAAAGCAACUCAGGAUAAUAAGAAAAAUCAACCGGGCAUUAACACAUUUUUAACUAAAAUAAAAACUUGAUCAAUU